Molecule: messenger RNA, 3077 nt
Organism: Microcebus murinus (gray mouse lemur)
Lineage: Eukaryota; Metazoa; Chordata; Mammalia; Primates; Cheirogaleidae
Source: RefSeq, a predicted model, not a curated record
CUUAAGAUGAAUCACAAUAGAAAUAACCUGAUGAUCACCUUUUUUUCCAGGAAAUAUCCAUCUCCUGGGUGUCAGGGAAAGGAACAUAGAUUAAGGGGACCCCUAAACCCCACCUGACAUUCCCAGGGCUCCCACUCCAGUUGCUCAGGUCCCCAGUUUGCACUUUUCUUAAUGCUCUUGUGCUGAGAGCCUCCAGAGGGUGAUAAUUGCAUCCUUCUGCAAAGGUGACUGGGUGAGGGGCUGUGGUGGGGGCCAUGCCUGUUCCUCAGGACUAAAGUGCAAAGGGCACAGAGAAACAAUGGCAAAGAAACGAGGAACCAGCUGCCCAGGGUUCUGUUUCAGGGGAAAGUCCUGCAGUGCUGGGCACGGCCUCCACACCUCAGAGAGGAUUUCUCAACUGUAAACUCCGUGGCUGAACCAGAUUAACAGCCCUCUUCACUCUGCUGCUCCUUCAGUCUCAGUGGCAUUGACUGCCAGCGACAGUCUGUGGGGACAGGCUGGGGUGCCAGGCUGGAGUGUGUAGCGCUCAGUCUCAUGAAGAGCAUCGACAGGUGGCCAGCAGCAGUUUAGGAAAAGCUCCCUCAAGGCCAGCGUGCAAGGAGCAGGCAUGCUGGAAAAUGCCACAUCAGUGGGUUCUGCUGGGCCACCAGAAGAACCUCCCCUGGGAAGAGACCUGCCAGGUUGCUAGCAGCUCAGCAGUGCCUCUUGGCCAGAAGGCCACCUCCUUCUUGGUCAGGCCAAUACUUAACACCCAGAUCCCCAAAUUCAAUGUCAGCCCAAGAUCUGGUCCUGAGUGAGCCUCUUGGGAUCGCCAGCAAGCCCGAGGACUCAUUCAUUCUCCACCUCCUGCUCAUCCUCCUGUCUCCCAGCUCAGCAUUGUCACUUCGGUCAAAGGUAAUUUGUGCAAGACUGAUGUGUUAACAGGUCCCUCCCAAACCUGACUCCGUGUGCCUUUAAAGAUAGCAAGCUCCCAUUUAUGAGCCACGCAACCUCUGCUCCUUCCUCCCUCACCACCCCUGCAGCGAUCCCAAGAACCACCGGCCAGAGUGAAAGCCUGAGCUCCUCGUUUUUCGCGACAGAAAAUUCUAUUAGGAGCUCCAGGAGACGAAGAGGGCCUGUAAAUGACCACCACAUUUGUGCUAAAGAAGAAGACUGGAAUUGAAGAGUUACGAUGUGACCCAGAGAGGCAGUCCCACCCCACCAGACACCUAGGGAAGCUGCAGUUGAUUGGUGGCUUUCAUGAGGAAGGAGGGGUCGGUUUCCAUGGUGUGAACACAGCAACACUCCAGACAGUUCAGACUUCUGCCAGCACAGAGCUCCUUGGGUUUCAUACGAGAUAUUCUCUGCUGUCAUGGAAUUGGCCAAAAUGUCAGACAUGACAAAGCUCCACCAAGCUGUGGCUGCAGGGGACUAUAAUGUAGUGAAAAAGAUUUUGAAGAAAGGUCUCUGUGACCCAAACUACAAGGAUGUGGACUGGAAUGACCGGACCCCACUUCACUGGGCUGCAAUCAGAGGGCAAAUGGAAGUGGUGCACCUCCUGAUAGAAUAUGGAGCCAGGCCCUGCCUGGUCACCGACGUGGGCUGGACCCCCGCUCAUUUUGCAGCUGAGUCAGGCCACCUGAAUGUGCUCAGGACUCUCCACGCAUUGCAUGCAGCCAUUGAUGCCCCAGACUUCUUCGGUGACACACCAAAGAGGAUUGCACAGAUCUAUGGGCAGAAAGCCUGCGUGGCAUUUCUGGAGAAGGCCGAGCCCGAGUGCCGGGACCACCGCCUCGCCGCCCUGCAGAAGGGGCUGCCCCUGGAUGAUAGGGACGGAGACUGGGACGCCAAGAAAAGGGAGCUGGAGCUAUCUCUUCCCUCCCUGAAUCAUCGAAGCACGAAUAAAAAGAAUAAGAAAAGCCGAGGCCCUACCAGGCCCAGCAAUACCAAGGAGAGGAGAGCAUGAGAGGAGCUGGCAGGCGCGUGCUAUCUUUACGAUGGAUUCCGCUUGCCAUGUUUUUGCUGGUCCCCGACCAGAACAAACACUGGAAGACAAUUGACUUGAGAGGGACCAAUAGAAUUCUUCUCUGGGUAUUUGAAAAGAAAUAUUCAUGAGAUGCUGGAUCAGUGGCAGAUAACUUUAGAAGUACGAAAUGGCUAAUUCUACAAUAGGGCUGAGAAAGAGAGGUCUUCUACAAAGAGGAAAGGAAAACUGAUGCAAAAGAUGGAGAGAUAGAGACUGGUGAAUAGACAAUUUUUUUUAUUCCUAAUUCUGCCUCCUUACUCAGGAACCUGUAAAAUAUUAUUUACAUAAUAAAAUUUCCCCUUUACUUGUAGUAUAUUGAAUUGAUUUUUUCCUCUUACAACCAGACUUUUCUAGUAUGUACAGUAUUUUAAGGUCAUGGGCUUAUAAAUAAAGCAGACUUGGGUUUGCACCCUCCUCUGCUGAAAGAGGCAGAAUAAUUCCCAUUUGUUGGGGUUGCUGUGAGGAUGAGAUGGACAGUAAUCUCUGAGAUGCUGGCAUUGGUGCAUGCAACUGCUCCAUGCCAUGGCUAUUGUAAUACUAUAGAAGUGAGCUCAGUUUUCCCCUGGGAAUCCCAUUGGGGUCCAGGAAUAAUGUCCUUGACAAGUGAGGCUCUCCAUUGUCCAGUCCAUAAAUACCCCUUGUCUAAUUUUAUAACAUUGAUAAUAGCUUAUCUUCCAUUGGUUGGACAGACCUGGACCAAAAUGGGAUAAGUAAAAUAUUCUUUGGGCUCUCUUACUGUGUCCAUGACCCUAUGGCCUUCCAGUGCCCUCACUGUACCUUCCUUCCAUACUUAUUCUUAUGGAGGUAUUAGGAGACAUAUUUCUUUUCCCAUGAAUUUUUGUAUAAUAACUGAGAAUAACCAGGAAGAGGACACAUACAGCUUCUCUGUAUGAAGAAUUUGAUGCAAUAUAGAUAGUCUCUGUGCUAAGCACUUUACAUGUAUUAUAUCUAAUCUGCAUGACAUACCUGCAAGGCAGGUACCGUGUUUCUCCAAAUAUAAGACAGGGUCUUAUAUUUAUUUUUCCUCAAGAAGACACCCUAGGGCUUAUUUUCAGGGGAUGUGUUAUUUUUU